GCCGACAUGCCGGCCGCCUUCAGUGGGAACUAACGUGAUUGUAAACACACGAUUCCAUCGCAUAUCGUGUUAUCGUAUGAUGAAUUUAUUCUGAGGGAUAGUUUUAAGGGUUAAAAAUCGUGGGGAAGGAUUUUUUUCGAGUGAUGCUGCGAAUCGGGAGACAAUUUUCUGGCGCUGGACACGUGACAUGUGAUUAUUCAGGAUGUUUGGGUGUGAAAUCACUGUGGAGGUUAUGGUGGACCAGGAAUAUCCAGGGGUAUGCGAAGGCCACCGCCAAAUUGGAGGUCGACAGCAGUGGACGAGUGAAAAUACGUAUGGAUCCCAGGGUCGAAGCCCUCAAGGAUAAACUUAUUUACUCGGAUUAUAUCGAUAGGAAACGAUUGAAAUAUGGGUAUGCAGUGAAUAAAAAAAUUGAGGCUCAAAUGGUGAGGGAGGAAGGGAGGAAAGCUCAGUGGGAGCACGUGAAUGGUCCACAUUACAGUGUGGCCUUGAAGUAUUUGCAGGCUGAUCAGGAGGAUUGUGAGGCGAAAGAAGUCCAGGAGCCUGAGCCUGAGGAGAAGGUGAGACCCAUUCACAUGCCAUAUGCCUCGACAGACAAGUAUGAGCUGGAGGAAACUGAUGUACCUGUCGAUGAGGCCCCUGAGCCUCUUCUCAAUACCAAAUAUAAGAAGCUUUAUGAGGCUUAUCUGGAUGCUAAAGAGUCCACGGAUAUGGCCCCCAGGCUGAAGAGACGAAUGGCGAAUCUGGAGAAACUGGUGGAGGAGGUGGAUGCCAGAGAACCAGGGGAGAAGAGCCGCAGGGCAGAGAUGAAGAGACCGCAGGACAGUCUUGAGAAUGUCCCACCCAACUGGAUGACUGAUUACGAGCAAUACAAUGACGCAGAUGACGAGGACUCCUGGGAGUUCAACUAUGGAACUCCAAAUAGAAAUAUUCCAAUCAGCAGUGUUCCAUGUGGUGGAUGUGGAGCACACCUUCACUGUCAGGAUGCAGCGAUACCCGGUUACCUACCCUCCGAGCUGUUCACAAAUCUCACAACCGACGAAGACUUGAAGAACACAAUCUGCCAGAGAUGUCACUUCAUGAAGAGUUACAAUGUGACGUUGGAGGUGAAAGUACCACCCGAAGAAUAUCCGCAAAUUCUCAGUCAAAUUGGUCUGAAGAAGCGAAAAGCCGCUGUGAUACUCAUGAUCGAUCUGACAGACUUUCCAUGCAGUAUAUGGCCGGAUUUACCUUCGAUCAUUGGAAAGUACACUCCCAUAUUUGUGGUCGGCAAUAAAGUGGAUUUACUGCCCAGGGAUUGUCCACGUUUUAUCGAUAAUGUUAAGAACUCUUUGAUGGAGGCGCUCAAGGAGUCGGGCAUUCGGGAAUUCAAUAUUAAACACGUCGAGUUGAUAUCAGCACAGACUGGAUAUGGAGUCGAGAGGCUCAUCAAUAAAUUGCAUAAGAUAUGGGAGUACAAAGGUGAUGUCUACAUGAUCGGCUGCACGAACGUGGGAAAAUCCACUCUGUUUAAUGCUCUUCUGCAGUCUGACUACUGCAAGGUACAAGCUGUGGAUUUAAUUCAGAGAGCUACGACGUCUCCGUGGCCUGGGACAACUCUCAAUCUCCUCAAAUUUCCCAUUUUAAAUCCAGUUCGGUGGCGAUUGGCUCUGAGAGCUCAAAGACGGAGGGCUGAAAUCGGUGAUGAACACGCUGAGCUGAAAUUUCGUCAACGUCAGACAACUGCUGAACGCAAUAUUUCGUUUGCAAUGUUGCAAGAAAGAAUUGGUAGAACUUUUCCAUUGAAAGCAACUCUAGGGGCACCAGCUUUAGCUGCGUACGAGAAAAGGUUAGCAACAGGUCGUAAAUUCGGUAUCGAUGAGAAUGAUGAGUGUUUUAUCAGAAGCAAAUGGUGUUACGAUACACCUGGUGUCGUUCAUCCAGACCAAAUUGUUCAUUUACUGACAACGGAGGAACUCUUACUGACAUUGUCUAGGAAAAUCAUAUCACCGAGGAGUUUUAUUUUUAAACCAGGUCAAACGUUGUUUUUGGCUGGACUGGGACGACUCGAUCUCUUGACGGGUCCUGAGUUCAUUAGAAUUACAGUUUUUGCUUCUGCAUCGCUUCCUGUUACGAUAUGUAAAACCGAAGAUGCUAAUGAGAUUUAUGAUGAGCUCCUACAUACAGACGCACUUGUUGUGCCUAUUAAUGAUCCAGAGAGAUUGAAAAUUUGGCCGCGUUUGGAGUAUAAGGAUUUUACGGCGAAGGGGAUCAGCAAGGACGUGUCGACUUGCGAUGUGCUUUUAUCAAGUGCAGGCUGGAUUUCUAUCUCUCCAAAUCAGGAGGAAACCGUGACCUUGAGAGCGUGGACACCCGAGGGACGAGGAAUUUAUCAGCGAACACCUGCUCUGCUGAGUAAUUCGAUAGCCCUUAGAGGGCGUCGAAUAAAAUCCUCAGCUGCGUAUCAAGUCGGACGGCAAGUGUACACAAAAAAUUGAGCAGUUCAGGAUGGACGAUUAUAUUAUAAAUAUACCGUUGGUUUUAUACUGUGAAAUGAU
Messenger RNA from Diachasmimorpha longicaudata, 2537 nucleotides. Its product is annotated as nitric oxide-associated protein 1. Gene Ontology annotation, molecular function: GTP binding. Lineage: Eukaryota; Metazoa; Arthropoda; Insecta; Hymenoptera; Braconidae. The coding region runs from base 144 to 2477 and encodes 777 amino acids. The transcript is spliced from 2 exons. The record is from RefSeq and is a predicted model, not a curated record.